GCCGGCCGCCCGGCUUGCACUGCGGCGUUUCCCGCGCGGGCUACCUCGGUUCCCGGGCGUACGGCGCGGCCUGUCCUACCGCCGCCGGCGCCGCGGCCGUCAUGGGGUUCCUGAAACUGAUUGAGAUCGAGAACUUUAAGUCGUACAAGGGUCGACAGAUUAUCGGACCAUUUCAGAGGUUCACCGCCAUCAUUGGACCCAAUGGCUCUGCCCAGCGUCUCCUCUCACCUCGCAUUGGUACACUCCAACUCUUUCCUUUCUACUCUUCUCCGGAGGCGGCAGUUUUGUAUUUCAGACCCAGCCCUCCAGACUUUAGAGUGCUAGAGGUCUCGAUCCCCACCCCCAACCGCUAUGUCAGAGGUAAGUCAAAUCUCAUGGAUGCCAUCAGCUUUGUGCUAGGUGAAAAAACCAGCAACCUGCGGGUAAAGACCCUGCGGGACCUGAUCCAUGGAGCUCCUGUGGGCAAGCCAGCUGCCAACCGGGCCUUUGUCAGCAUGGUUUACUCUGAGGAGGGUGCUGAGGACCGUACCUUUGCCCGUGUCAUUGUAGGGGGUUCCUCUGAGUACAAGAUCAACAACAAAGUGGUCCAACUACAUGAGUACAGUGAGGAAUUAGAGAAGUUGGGCAUUCUGAUCAAAGCUCGUAACUUCCUCGUUUUCCAGGGUGCUGUGGAAUCUAUUGCCAUGAAGAACCCCAAAGAGAGGACAGCUCUGUUUGAAGAGAUUAGUCGUUCUGGGGAGCUGGCACAGGAGUAUGACAAGCGAAAGAAGGAAAUGGUGAAGGCUGAAGAGGACACACAGUUUAAUUACCAUCGCAAGAAAAAUAUUGCGGCUGAACGCAAGGAAGCAAAGCAGGAGAAAGAAGAGGCUGACCGCUACCAGCGCCUGAAGGAUGAGGUAGUACGAGCUCAGGUACAGCUGCAGCUCUUUAAGCUUUACCAUAAUGAAGUGGAAAUUGAGAAGCUCAACAAGGAGCUGGCCUCUAAGAACAAGGAGAUCGAGAAGGACAAGAAGCGUAUGGACAAGGUGGAGGAUGAGCUGAAGGAGAAGAAGAAGGAGCUGGGCAAAAUGAUGCGGGAGCAGCAGCAGAUUGAGAAGGAGAUCAAGGAGAAGGACUCAGAAUUAAACCAGAAGCGGCCUCAGUACAUCAAAGCCAAGGAGAACACCUCCCACAAAAUCAAGAAGCUGGAAGCAGCCAAGAAGUCUCUGCAGAAUGCUCAGAAGCACUAUAAGAAGCGUAAAGGUGACAUGGAUGAGCUGGAGAAGGAGAUGCUGUCAGUGGAGAAGGCCCGGCAGGAGUUUGAAGAACGGAUGGAAGAAGAGAGUCAGAGUCAGGGCAGAGAUUUGACCUUGGAGGAGAAUCAGGUGAAGAAAUACCACCGGUUGAAAGAAGAAGCCAGCAAGAGAGCAGCUACCCUGGCCCAGGAGCUAGAGAAAUUCAAUCGAGACCAGAAAGCUGACCAGGACCGUCUGGAUCUGGAAGAACGGAAGAAAGUAGAGACAGAGGCCAAGAUCAAGCAAAAGCUGCGGGAAAUUGAAGAGAAUCAGAAGCGGAUUGAGAAACUGGAGGAAUACAUCACCACUAGCAAGCAGUCCCUAGAAGAGCAGAAGAAGCUAGAGGGGGAGCUGACAGAGGAGGUGGAGAUGGCCAAGCGGCGUAUUGAUGAAAUCAAUAAGGAGCUGAAUCAGGUGAUGGAGCAGCUAGGGGAUGCCCGCAUUGACCGUCAGGAGAGCAGCCGCCAGCAGCGAAAGGCAGAGAUAAUGGAAAGCAUCAAGCGCCUUUACCCUGGCUCUGUGUAUGGCCGCCUCAUUGACCUGUGCCAGCCCACACAAAAGAAGUAUCAGAUUGCUGUAACCAAGGUUUUGGGCAAGAACAUGGAUGCCAUUAUUGUGGACUCGGAGAAGACAGGCCGGGACUGUAUUCAGUAUAUCAAGGAACAGCGUGGGGAGCCUGAGACCUUCUUGCCUCUUGACUACCUGGAGGUGAAGCCUACAGAUGAAAAACUCCGGGAGCUGAAGGGGGCCAAGCUAGUGAUUGAUGUGAUUCGCUAUGAGCCACCUCACAUCAAAAAGGCCCUGCAGUAUGCUUGUGGCAAUGCCCUUGUCUGUGACAACGUGGAGGAUGCCCGCCGCAUUGCCUUUGGAGGCCACCAGCGCCACAAGACAGUGGCACUGGAUGGAACCCUAUUCCAGAAGUCAGGAGUGAUCUCUGGUGGGGCCAGUGACCUGAAGGCCAAGGCGCGGCGCUGGGAUGAGAAAGCAGUAGACAAGUUGAAAGAGAAGAAGGAGCGCUUGACAGAGGAGCUGAAAGAGCAGAUGAAGGCAAAACGGAAAGAGGCAGAGCUGCGUCAGGUGCAGUCUCAGGCCCAUGGACUGCAGAUGCGGCUCAAGUACUCCCAGAGUGACCUAGAACAGACCAAGACACGACAUCUAGCCCUGAAUCUGCAGGAAAAAUCCAAGCUGGAGAGUGAGCUAGCCAACUUUGGGCCUCGCAUUAAUGAUAUCAAGAGGAUCAUUCAGAGCCGAGAGAGGGAGAUGAAAGACUUGAAGGAGAAGAUGAACCAGGUAGAGGAUGAGGUGUUUGAAGAGUUUUGUCGGGAGAUCGGUGUGCGCAACAUCCGGGAGUUUGAGGAAGAGAAGGUGAAACGGCAGAAUGAAAUCGCCAAGAAGCGUUUGGAGUUUGAGAAUCAGAAGACUCGCUUGGGCAUUCAGUUGGAUUUUGAAAAGAACCAACUGAAGGAGGACCAGGAUAAAGUACACAUGUGGGAGCAGACAGUGAAAAAAGAUGAAAAUGAGAUAGAAAAGCUCAAAAAGGAGGAACAAAGACACAUGAAGAUCAUAGAUGAGACCAUGGCUCAGCUACAAGACCUGAAGAAUCAGCAUCUGGCCAAGAAGUCGGAAGUGAAUGACAAGAAUCAUGAGAUGGAGGAGAUUCGUAAGAAACUGGGGGGCGCCAACAAGGAAAUGACCCAUUUACAGAAGGAGGUGACAGCCAUUGAGACUAAGCUUGAACAGAAGCGCAGUGACCGUCACAACUUGCUACAGGCCUGUAAGAUGCAGGACAUUAAGUUGCCACUGUCAAAAGGCACCAUGGAUGAUAUUAGUCAGGAAGAGGGUAGCUCCCAGGGGGAGGACUCAGUGAGUGGUUCACAGAGAAUUUCCAGUAUCUAUGCACGAGAGGCCCUCAUUGAGAUUGACUACGGUGAUCUGUGUGAGGAUCUGAAGGAUGCCCAGGCUGAGGAAGAGAUCAAGCAAGAGAUGAACACACUGCAGCAGAAGCUGAAUGAGCAGCAGAGUGUGCUUCAGCGUAUUGCCGCCCCCAACAUGAAGGCCAUGGAAAAGCUGGAAAGUGUCCGAGACAAGUUCCAGGAGACCUCAGAUGAGUUUGAAGCAGCCCGAAAGCGAGCAAAGAAGGCCAAGCAGGCAUUCGAACAGAUCAAGAAGGAGCGCUUUGACCGCUUCAAUGCUUGUUUUGAAUCUGUGGCCACCAACAUUGAUGAGAUCUAUAAAGCCCUGUCCCGCAAUAGCAGUGCCCAGGCAUUCCUGGGCCCUGAGAACCCUGAAGAGCCCUACUUGGAUGGCAUCAACUACAACUGUGUGGCUCCUGGGAAACGCUUCCGGCCUAUGGACAACUUAUCAGGCGGGGAGAAGACAGUGGCAGCUCUGGCCCUGCUCUUUGCCAUUCACAGCUACAAGCCAGCCCCCUUCUUCGUCCUGGAUGAGAUCGAUGCUGCCUUGGAUAACACCAACAUUGGCAAGGUGGCAAAUUACAUCAAGGAGCAGUCGACUUGCAACUUCCAGGCCAUCGUCAUCUCUCUCAAGGAGGAGUUCUACACCAAGGCCGAGAGCCUUAUUGGAGUCUAUCCUGAGCAAGGGGACUGUGUGAUCAGCAAAGUCCUGACCUUCGACCUCACCAAGUACCCAGAUGCCAACCCCAACCCCAAUGAGCAGUAGCAGUAGUUCUGCCCUCCCACCCUGUCUGGAUCCCUAAGCUGUCCCUCUCCCAAUCUCUGGAUAUUUGACUCCCAACCUUCCUCCUACAUCCUGGCCCUUUUUGGUGUAGUCAUGGGAUUUAGGCACAGCUAAUCAAGCAUGAAGAGGAACAGAGGUGAUGUUAGGUCUGGAGCAAAAAUUCCUGAACGACAGGGAGUAUUCUGGCCUCUGGAAGGAGGUGCUGAGCUGAACAGGGCCAUCUGUUCAUCACACACACCCCCUUCCUCCCCCUCAUCACCCAUAAUCGUGGGCCCCUUGGGCCUCUUGCCCACUGUGUGUGUGGGUAUGUAUGUGUGUAUGUAUGUAUCCGCAUGUGUGCAUGUGAGUAUGUUUGCAAAAUAAUAAAGGAUAUUGGAGACUUGUUUUAGAAGGAGCCUAGGCUGAAUUUGAUUCCAAGAGAGCUUAGGAUGACAGCACCCCUGAGCUGGGCAAAGGUACUCAGGACCUCAUAGGAGUCUUAGGCAGUUACCUGAAACUGCCUUCAUUCACUCAUUUGUGUAUUCAUUCAUUUAUGUAUUCAUCAGACACAUACCAAACACCCUCUAUUUGCCAGGCUCUGUGCUUAUAAUACAGAGUUGAAUCAGACAUGAUCUCUACCCUCCUAGUAAGGAGAUAAAAUGGGUUCAUGGAUGACUAUGGUUAGCUGAAUGUCAUAUGUACUUUGAAUUUGAGAAGAGGGUGAUCCCCUCUAGGCUUCCUGGAGGUCACAUUUAAGCUAGACCUUGACAAAUUGGUAGGAUUUGGUCAGGCACUAGGAGCAGAGCAUGAGUUCUGGGGACAGACAGUUAUGGGUUCUGGUCCCACUUUUUAUUGCUUACUAGUUGUUUGACCUUGGGCAAGUCAUUUGACCUUCUGUGCCUCAGUUUCCUCAACUGUAAAAUGGGGCUAACAAUAUUACCUACCUCAUAGGAUUUAAUGAUGUCAAGCUCCUCACUGGAGGCCUUAUCCCUUCGUGGAGCCCACUAGGUGCCGACCCCUCAGAAUAUAACCCUCAUGCCUGGACCCCUGAGAGCUUCUGAUCCCAGCUAUUAGGGACAGAAGAAGCCUUCAAAUCUGGAAGGUGCUGAAUGCCCUGCUGACUGGGAAAGUUUCAGGGCACUGAUGGGGUCUACCUGGUAAGUGGAGGGCCUGAGGAAACCUGUAGCUUCAAUCAUGUAUGGUAACCGGGUACCUGAGCCCCAAUCUGGGUUGUGAGGAAAUAGGGGAGAGGUAGCCUGGGCCACAUCCCAGCCUAACAUGUGUGAGGUUCAUUUUAGGAACUAACCUCAUUAGCUAUAAGGAUCAUGCAGAGGCAGCAAAGCCGGGUGCGAUGAGCUCAGCCUUUACUCAUUCACGUACACCAUCACACUUCACUUCUAAUCUGUGUAUUGCUUUUUUGCUUUUUAAAAGUUAAGUCCAUUUUAAUUACCCAAAUAAUGCAUGAAUUCAUUCUCCUUUUGAGAAAUUAGAUUGUUAAAGAUAGCCUCAUUCAGCUAUCAACCACUCCCCCUCUUGAUCUUUUCCCUCUUAGUGGCUGUUGUUUGUUGUACUUCCAUUUAGACUUUGUUUUAGUGCUUGUACGUACAUAAUAUGAACUCAUUGGAAAUAUUGUGUGUUUAAUACAAGUGGUAUAUUGAAUUGUUUAGCAAUUUGUUUUCUUUGCUUAACGAUAUUUUUGAGAUCUGUGCAUGUUACUUAAUGUAGCUCAAUACAUCUUCUGUAAUUGCUGUAUAGAUUGCCAUCAUAUGAUUACCACA
Mandrillus leucophaeus (drill) is the source of this 5728-nucleotide messenger RNA. It is a transcript of the gene SMC1A, whose product is annotated as structural maintenance of chromosomes 1A. Lineage: Eukaryota; Metazoa; Chordata; Mammalia; Primates; Cercopithecidae. The transcript has 26 exons. The record is from RefSeq and is a predicted model, not a curated record. Gene Ontology annotation, molecular function: protein binding; ATP hydrolysis activity; DNA binding. Gene Ontology annotation, cellular component: chromosome; nucleus; cohesin complex. Bases 102 to 3953 code for a protein of 1283 amino acids. Gene Ontology annotation, biological process: sister chromatid cohesion.